Molecule: messenger RNA, 1103 nt
Organism: Odocoileus virginianus texanus
Lineage: Eukaryota; Metazoa; Chordata; Mammalia; Artiodactyla; Cervidae
Gene: CSF2
Product: colony stimulating factor 2
Biological process (GO): immune response; myeloid cell differentiation
Cellular component (GO): extracellular region
Molecular function (GO): granulocyte macrophage colony-stimulating factor receptor binding; cytokine activity; growth factor activity
Source: RefSeq, a predicted model, not a curated record
CCAAGCUGUACCCAGAGGCCCCUCAGAGGGAGGGGGAAGCCUUGGCAGGUCAGACUGCUGGGGAGGGCUGGAGAAUGCUCAAGAAAGCAGGCAGGUGGGCUGCCAAUUCUUGGAAGGGCUCAUUAGUGAAAACCCCCAAGCCUGACCACCUUGGGGAAAGGCUCACCGUUCCAUGUGUAGCUGAUAAGGGCCAGGAGAUUCCACAGUUCAGGUAGUUCCCCCGCCUCCCUGGCGUUCUGUGGUCACCAUUAAUCAUUUCCUCUAACUGUGUAUAUAAGAGCUCUUUUGCCAGUGAGCCCAGUGCUCAGAGAGAAAGGCUAAAGUCCUCAAGAGGAUGUGGCUGCAGAACCUGCUUCUCCUGGGCACUGUGGUCUGCAGCUUCUCCGCACCCACUCGCCCACCCAGCCCUGUCAUCCGGCCCUGGCAGCAUGUGGAUGCCAUCAAGGAGGCCCUGAGCCUUCUGAACCACAGCAGUGACACUGCUGCUGUGAUGAAUGAAACAGUAGAAGUCGUCUCUGAAAUGUUUGACUCCCAGGAGCCGACAUGCCUGCAGACUCGCCUGAAGCUGUACAAGCAGGGCCUGCGGGGCAGCCUCACGAGUCUCACGGGCUCCCUGACCAUGAUGGCCAGGCACUACGAGCAACACUGCCCCCCCACCCAGGAAACUUCCUGUGAAACCCAGACUAUCACCUUCAAAAGUUUCAAAGAGAACCUGAAGGAUUUCCUUUUUAUCAUUCCCUUUGACUGCUGGGAACCAGUCCAGAAGUGAAGCAGGCCAGACCAGCCGGAAGCCAGCCUGGGAGCUUACCUCACAGAUCACUGCCCUCCUACCCACAAAGAGCCAAACAAAAUUCAGGAUCUUCACACUGGAGGGACCACAGGGAGGGCCAGAGCUAUACGGGGACACUGACUUGUUCAGGGCCAUGUUGACCCUGAUACAGGUGUGGCAGGGGAAACGGGAAAUGUUUUACACUGGCAGGGAUCAGUAAUAUUUAUUUAUAUAUUUAUGUAUUUUAAUAUUUAUUUAUUUAUUUAUUUAAGCUCAUACCCUAUAUUUAUUCAAGAUGUUUUUCUAUAAUAAUAAAUUAUUAAAAGUAUGUUCU